CUACAAUCAGUCAAAGGAGCGCUGCUCAUUGCCGCAGGCAAUGGCAAGCUCCACGCUGCCAAUUCUGCCAUAUUCUACAAUAGUCACCAACAUUGGAAAAACGAGCAAAAUGUACAAGGGACUGCUGAUAGUAUUAGGGAUGCCAAAAUCAUGCGAAACUCCAAUGCCACAAAUGUAAUUCCUACUACUCACUCCGCACAAGGCUUCCAAGUUACAGACACAAUCGAAUUUCCAGGUG
Linum tenue is the source of this 238-nucleotide messenger RNA. The record is from the annotation of a GenBank genome assembly. Lineage: Eukaryota; Viridiplantae; Streptophyta; Magnoliopsida; Malpighiales; Linaceae.